AUGAUGGCUGCCGUGGGGACAAACAAUCUGAACAGGCCAACGGGAGACCUCAGCCAGGCGGAGCGUGGGGAGAUGCCGGUGGUGCAGGGGGUCCCCGUCGGUGGCCCGCGCCCCGGCCUCGUCGGAGCCCCUCAGAUGAUGGCCCCGGUGCCGGUCUUUGCGCUGCCGCCGGAGGAGCUUAUUGCCCUGAACUACCGAACGGCAGUCAUGUGCUUCGCCUUCGUGAAUCUCAUGACCACGGUGCUGAACGUGAUUACCGCCGUUGCCUUCGACACAAGGUGGGGCACUUGGUCACUGAUCCUCUUGGUCUUCAUUCUAGGCCCCAUCAGCGGUCUCGUGGGCGCCAAGCACCUGAACCGCGGUCUGGUCACUGUCUAUUUCGCCUUUUGCGUGUUCCAGUGCAUUUGCCAGAUUGCCCUGGCCGCCUACACGUUCUGGCUUUGGACGAUCCUCUUUGCGUUUGUACAGGUCUGGGUGACGAAGAUUGUGGCCACCUUCUGGUACGCUUUGGGUAGGAUACCGCUUGAGCGUCGCAGCCAGCUGCUGGACCUCAAGGAUGUUGAGGCCGCCACGGCUCAGAAAGUCCUGCUCUACCUCCUGGAGGUGUCCCUGAAGCUUCUUCAUCCGUUCAUGCCAUUUGUGACGGAGGCGGUCUGGCAGCGACUGCCGCGAACCAAAUCGUCCCCGCAGUCUUUGAUGAUCAGCGCAUGGCCCCAGCCGGCGACACAGCGCGACAUGGAGGCGGAAGGUUGGUUCGCCAAGCUCACCGCUUUGACUUCUGCGGUGCGCAAUGCCCGGGCAGAGCAGGGCAUUGCCCCGAAGGAGCGUCCGCCGCUGACAUUCUGGUGCUCCGACGCUGGCUUCCAGGACCACGGCAAGUGGCAAGACCGCGACCCUGCUGCUUCGUCGGCCGCUGUUUGUGGGAACCGCAUCCCAGCCAUGCUUUUCGCCUCACCGAGCUCCGUGCCCUAA
Symbiodinium natans is the source of this 972-nucleotide messenger RNA. The record is from the annotation of a GenBank genome assembly. NCBI's taxonomy places the organism in Eukaryota, Dinophyceae, Suessiales, Symbiodiniaceae.